Molecule: messenger RNA, 915 nt
Organism: Aureobasidium vineae
Lineage: Eukaryota; Fungi; Ascomycota; Dothideomycetes; Dothideales; Saccotheciaceae
Source: the annotation of a GenBank genome assembly
AUGGAGGGCGUCAAGCAUCAAAAGACAACCCACGCCCUCAAUGGCACUAAGCCAACCAUGAAUGGAAGCACCGUCGGUCACCAGAAGAAUAAUGUCAACAAGCCCGUCACUGCUGCUGUUGCUGCUGGAGGGGAUGGGAUCCGUCAGGUUACUCUGGCCGAGUACAAGCAAGCCGCCCAGUGCUUGGCCGAAGCCUUCGCCGACGACGAUGUCGCACGCUACUUCACCGAAGUCCCUGACCGUGCCCACUGGACCGAAAAGCAGAAGUGGGACCUGCAUGUGAGCAUCCUGGAGUACAUCACGUACGCUCACAUCCUAAAGGGCUUGGUGUUGGCUGCAGGCCCCGACUAUGGGUGCAUUGCCUUGUGGAUGCUGCCCGGUCAGAACAUGGAUGACUACCUGACCAUUCUGCGCAGCGGCAUGUGGAGACUGUGGUACAAGCUCUCGGCCGAAGGCAAGACUCGCUUCUUCGACGAGUUCUUCCCUCUACUUCACGAUACCAAGCACGAAGUUAUGGGUGUGCGCGACGACGAGUCGUACUAUCUCGUGUACAUCGGCACAAAGCCUGCAGCCCGUGGCAAAGGUUAUGCACGCAAGUGCAUCGAGUACGUGACCAGAAGCGCGGAUGCCGAAUCUAGAGCUUGUUACUUGGAGAGCAGCAAUGCUGCCAACCCGGCCAUCUACCGCAAAUACGGUUUCGAGACGGUAAAGUCCAUUCAUCUCAAGCGCUCUGAGAAGAUCGUGGACCUUGAAAUCAUGGUCCGCGAACCUCAGCCUGGCAAGAACCAGUCGUCCUUGAGCCUUGAGAAGGUCGACAGUAUGGUCUCCAAUGUCUCAUCCGUCACUCGUCCGAUUUCUGUUUCGAUGAAGCUGGGAGGAGAGAAAGAUGCAAUCGCCAGCAUCUCUGUCGUUUGA